Molecule: messenger RNA, 823 nt
Organism: Astrephomene gubernaculifera
Lineage: Eukaryota; Viridiplantae; Chlorophyta; Chlorophyceae; Chlamydomonadales; Astrephomenaceae
Source: the annotation of a GenBank genome assembly
AAUCAAGAGAGAUUGCCUUCCACUAACAAUACUCAUACACGCUUUACAGAUGGACUGUUCUGUGCUUUCUGUGCUCACCCUUGAAUCCCGCCAUCUGGGCCAAAACGCACACAGCCUCGAUAGUUGAGCCUGGCCCAGCGUCAAAGUGAUCCUUUCUGUUAUUUGCUAUUCGAAAUACCCUGCUACACCGAAUACCCGAACCGUCUGGGCCAAGGUCACUCCCGCCUUCUACUGCGUUCUAUAGCGGCCACUUGGGCCAGCGUUAGAGCCCCGACCAGCUGCAAAGUCGUUCCGUGGACUCACUUACACCGACCCAAGUGGCACUGGCACCUUGCGUGUGUCUGCUGGGUGCUGCGGGUUCUAUCGGAGAAGCAUGGCGGCAACACUUGACCCCAGGCAGACGGUACAGGUGCAGUCGCAAGCGGACUCUGGGCAAAAGGGAGCUGGGCAAGAGGAGAGGUCUUGGCAGCCACUUGUUGUCCCGAAGGAGUGGUAUGUCCGUGAGGGGCUUGCAUGGCAUGCUCACCAGCCGGUAUCCCUCACAGUGGAGGUCAACGGCAAACGUGAUUUGAUGAAGUAUGCUGCUGUAAUGCAGUUGGUGCAUCAGCUUGGCUACGUCGCUCGGUUAGGCCAGCCUGGCGCAGCCGCAAAGUUUCAAAACCUUCACCUGGUGGAUGUGAAGCGACGCGGCAGCACCGACAUCCACAUAUGCCUGGGCGACUUGGCCUGGGUGCGCUCACGUGCCUCAGAAGCAUCAACCACAGCUGCAGCUGCUGCAACCCUGGCCUCACAGCCAACGCCGCCUGCCGAGGGUAGCCCGGAC